GAUCACCAUGAUCACUGGCUUCGAAACCUUCAAUGCGCGGCUCUACCGCGCUGCGGCGAGGCGCGCGGUGGAGGGCGUGGAGGGCUUGUCGGUCUGCGUCUUCACCGAUAAGGACAUUUCUGAAAGACGUGAUGUUGUGGAGGAGGUGCUGAAAGAGACAGACGUGCUGUUUUGCUCGUUGGUCUUCGACUUCGACCAGGCUGCGUGGCUGAAGGAGUCUUGCCAAAGCAUCGAGGUGCGGAUGGUUUUCGAGUCUGCCUUGGAGCUAAUGUCCGAGACCAAGGUCGGCUCCUUUUCGAUGAGCGGCGGCGGUGGUGGUGGAAUGCCUCCAGCAGUCCGCUCCAUGAUCUCCAUGCUGACAGGUCAGCGGGAGGAAGACCGAAUUGCUGGAUACACGAAGUUCCUUAAGACUGGUCCAAAGCUGCUCCAGUUCCUUCCGCAGUUCGGCCCAAUCCCAGACCUGCGGCGGUGGCUUCAAAGCUACGCGCUGUGGAGUGGUGGCGGAGGCGGCAACGUCGCUUCCAUGCUCCGAUACAUUGCAAGUGAAUUCGGCGGCUUCGAAGAUCUCCAGGCCGAGGAGAUGGAGGAGACAACAGCAGACGUCCCGCCCAAAACUCUGGAUGUCGUAGAGAUUCCCCAG
Molecule: messenger RNA, 640 nt
Organism: Symbiodinium sp. CCMP2456
Lineage: Eukaryota; Dinophyceae; Suessiales; Symbiodiniaceae
Source: the annotation of a GenBank genome assembly